Closterium sp. Yama58-4 is the source of this 2946-nucleotide messenger RNA. NCBI's taxonomy places the organism in Eukaryota, Viridiplantae, Streptophyta, Zygnematophyceae, Desmidiales, Closteriaceae. The record is from the annotation of a GenBank genome assembly.
AUGUUGACGCUUCCUGUCGCCUCCGUCGAAACCUGCGCGUCCUUCGCCACCUCUCUCGCCACCAACGCCCGUAGCACCGCUGCUCGUCGCCUCGGCUCGGCGAAUUUCCUGGGCGGGCAUAAAGUCCUGCUCGCAGCCACCGCUGUGCCAGUCACGUCCGUGAAGUCUUCUAGGCCGGUCACCACGGAAUCUCUUUUCUCCUUUGCCGGGUGGGGCAAGCCAGCAGCACCUAUGGCGGCGGCAGGAGUGGCGCAGGAGCCGGACACGGACAACCCCGGCGCGGGGCUGCAGUUCGCCGAGUUCGGCGCGGGCUGCUUCUGGGGUGUCGAGCUCGCAUUCCAGCGGGUCCCCGGUGUUGUCAAGACGGAGGUUGGAUACACGCAAGGCAUCAAUGACAAGCCCACAUACGAGCAGGUGUGCUCUGGGCGCACAGGCCACGUGGAGGCGGUGAGAGUGGUGUAUGAUCCCAAGGAGGUGUCCUACGAGGGGUUGCUAGAUGUGUUCUGGGGCAGGCACGACCCCACCACUCUCAACCGCCAGGGAGGUGACGUUGGCACACAGUACCGCUCAGGGAUUUACGUCUUCUCACCUGAGCAAGAGGAAAUUGCGAAGAAGUCUCUGGAGGCGAGACAGGCUCAGAUUGGUAGGAAGAUCGUGACGGAGAUUAUGCCUGCAAAAAAGUGGUAUCCUGCUGAGAGCUACCAUCAACAGUAUCUUGCCAAGGGUGGAAGGUUUGGCAUGGGGCAAUCAGCGGCCAAGGGUUGCACAGAUCCCAUCAGGGCCGCUUCUGGCGGCGCAGAAAGCGGGGGGGGAGGCGGAGCUAGCGACAAUAAGUUCCUGCGGGUGUCGAUCCAGUCCGUUGCGCUCGCGCUGGUGUUCGGCGGAGCGGCGGCGUUUCUCCGCAUGCUGCUGUCCGCGCUCCCCCCGGACUUCCUGUCGCGCUGGAAAAAACUGUUUGCGGAGCAGCCGCACUUCGACCCUAAGGCCGCCGUCGAAGCGCGCCGAGCCACCGCCAUCUACGACUGCCACGGCGACUUAAUUGCCACCGUCGUUCCCGGCGGGUUCGGCGGGCGGCGGAAGGACGCGAGCAAGGGACAGGCGCCGUUGAAACCGACAGAGGUGCCGGCGGUGAUGUGGCAGGCGGUUAUUGCGACGGAGGACCGACGGUUCUUUGAACACCAGGGGUUCGAUCCCAAGGGCCUGACACGUGCCAUUAUGUCAUUGGCGCGCACGGGUGGCGGGAGUACGAUCACGCAGCAGCUGGUGAAGAACGUGUUUCUGUCGAAUGAGCGGCGGUGGACGCGCAAGCUGGUGGAGAUUAUACUGGCCGUGAUUAUAGAGAGGCGCAUGACCAAGUGGGACAUCCUGCACCUCUACCUCAAUAAGAUCUACUGGGGCCACGGGGUGACGGGGCUGGAGGCGGCAUCGGCGCUCUACUUUGGCAAGCACCCAUCGCUGCUCACGCUGGGCGAGUGCGCCAUGCUCGCUGGUAUCAUUCCCGCGCCAGAGCUGCUCUCGCCCUACCGUGAUCCUUCCAGGGGGCGCAAGCCCCAGGCGCGGGCGCUGAGGCGCAUGGUGGAGGCGGGGUUUCUGGACAUCACCACGGCCACGGAGGCCAUGCAGCAGCCGCUAAGGCUGGGGUCUGAGGCCAAGCACGGCACGUCCGGGCCCUGGCGAGCUCCCUUCUUUGUCAGCGAGGUGCUGUACGAGCUAGCACAGAAGUACGGGCGCGAGGAGGUGGUGAGGGGCGGGCUGCAGGUGCACACGACGCUAGACCUGACUAUGCAGGACGCGGGCGAGAAGGUGGUGGGGGACGGCACGCGCGAGUACGACCAGGAGAGGGAGGCGGCGGCACAGAGGGACAUUGCUGCGAUUGCCAUGAAGCUGGAGGAGUUGAGGGGUAGGAGGCAGCAGCAGAUUCUGGCUACCGUGGCUGCUGCUGCUGUCAAGAGGUCAGCAGAGUUCCGCAAGAAGAACGGCCAGACACAAAAGACCGUGUCCGAGAUGAUGGCGGACGAGACAGCAGCAGUGGCACGCACCCUCGAGCGAUUCGCAGCCUUGGAGCGCACGCUGACUACUGCCAUGCAGCGCUACGAGAACGAGCUCAAGAACGCUCAGGCCGCCAGGUUAGAAGGAGCCAUGGUGGCAAUGGACCCGCUCUCAGGUGCAGUGAGAGUGCUGGUGGGCGGCAGGGACUACUAUGAGAGCUGCUUCAACCGUGCCACCCAGGCUCUCCGCCCCCCCGGGUCCACCUUCAAGCCCGUCGUCUACCUCACUGCGCUCGCCGAGGGCAUCACCAAGGACUAUGUGUUGGUGGACGAGCCGUACGAGGUGGGGGGGUUCGCCCCGGAGAACUACGACCGCAAGUUCCGCGGGCCCGUCACCCUUGAAGAGUCGCUGCUCAAGUCGCUCAACGUGCCCACUGUGAAGCUGUGCGCUGAGAUCGGCGUGGACAAGGUGAGGGAUAGGAGAGUUGACGAGCUGGGCAACGUGUGCACUGAGCUGAGCUGGGCAACGUGUGCACUGAGCAUUCUCAAAAGUGAUUUCAAUACUGAGCUGGGCAAUGAGUGCACUGAGCUGGGCAAUGAGUGCACUGAGCUGGGCAAUGAGUGCACUGAGCUGGGCAAUGAGUGCACUGAGCUGGGCAAUGAGUGCACUGAGCUGGGCAAUGAGUGCACUGAGCUGGGCAAUGAGUGCACUGAGCUGGGCAAUGAGUGCACUGAGCUGGGCAAUGAGUGCACUGAGCUGGGCAAUGAGUGCACUGAGCUGGGCAAUGAGUGCACUGAGCUGGGCAAUGAGUGCACUGAGCUGGGCAAUGAGUGCACUGAGCUGGGCAAUGAGUGCACUGAGCUGGGCAAUGAGUGCACUGAGCUGGGCAAUGAGUGCACUGAGCUGGGCAAUGAGUGCACUGAGCUGGGCAAUGAGUGCACUGAGCUGGGCAAUUAG